Angiostrongylus costaricensis is the source of this 3051-nucleotide messenger RNA. The record is from the annotation of a GenBank genome assembly. NCBI's taxonomy places the organism in Eukaryota, Metazoa, Nematoda, Chromadorea, Rhabditida, Metastrongylidae.
AUGGUCAAGAAGAAACGACAGACAGCAUUGGGUGGAAAAAAAUCCAGCUCCUUGCCUAAAGUAAAUCCGUUUGAACUGAAAUUCAACCGUCUCAAACAUGACUGGAACUUUAAUGUAAAAAAUAGCACUGUGCUGUUUUAUGUGUUGGGAAAAAAGAAAGGAUCGCUUGGGGCUGGUCAUCCCGGGCUGUCACGCAAACGGGCUUACGAACAGCGACAAAAAAGUCUAGGGGUUGAGUACGAUCGUCGAGGUAAAGUGAAUAAGACGAACAAGUGUGCUUGUCUUGUCCUCAUACCGUAUUUCUUUCAUAGAUUGUUGACAAACGUAUCGGUGAAAGAAACAAGAGUAUCUCCAACAGUUCCCAACUUUGUCAUGAUAUUUUUUAUUAGUUUAAAGUUUAUAGAUUUUCGGCUGAACCCCAACCGCAAGGACGUAAUUGCCGAUUUGAUUGCGAAAACUAGGCAAGCCCGAGAGAAUAAGCACAGCGCAAAAGAUGAGAUGGAAACUGUCACCGAAGAGUUAGAUGCGAAAUAUCUUAAAAAUUUGGAAAAGAUUAAGAAUUCUUUUCGUCCAGUAGGAGCGACAAAAGUUGCAAAGGUUGAUAAGGACGACUACGAUAAACUGGCUUUAAGCCUGAAAUUAGAUGCGGAUGCACGUGCCACUCCAGCUGAACGUACGAAAACAGCAGAGGAGUUAGCUCUGGAUGAGCGCUUGCAGUUGGAGGAAUUGGAAUCCCUCAGAAUUGCUAGGAUGAACUCAGAGAAGAACAAGCAUGGUCAUAUUUCUGCUGAUGUGGAAGAAGUUACUGGAAAGUUGGAGAAUAGAGAAAAAACCAGUGGGUUUGAAGUACGCUUCGAUUUCCAUGGGAAACUUAUGAACGUAGACAAGGUAAGUGUUAAGACUACGUAUCUUUGCCUUAUUGUUCUUUUCUUCCUAAAUAUAUGUGAGGUUAAGGUAGAGGGAGUAUCUAAACAAAAAAUUUUCCUUGAUUCUGAUGAGGAAUUGUUGGAUGAAGAACUUCAGGAUGAAGACGAAGAAGAGCUUGAUGAUCUGAUCCAAGAGAUUAAUAAGAGCGACGAAUCUAACGUUUUAUCGAAAUCAAGCAGUUGUCUGAGAGGGAGACAAGAGGCGAUAGGUGGUGAAGGUAACGCUAGUUGUAAGGAUGGAGAAGAGAAGGAAUAUGACGAAGAAGAGAGAAAGAACAAAGAUGGAGUAGGAACGAAAUGUUCUGGUCCGCCUCUCUCAAAGGGAGAAAUGAAGGAAUUUGGAUCCAGUGACAAAUUUCGCUCAGUCGGAGUUCUGGACCUGGAAGUGCCUUUUAUCAUUGAAAUGCCGAGGAGCUUCGAACAACUUGUUGAUUUGCUAUCUAGUUAUCCUAGUGAGAAAUUUGAAGUUGUUCUGCUAAGAGUUCACUGUAUUGUGCAUAAUCCUGUAUACUCUCUUACGUUCGCAUGUUUCUCUAGACUUAUAAAGUGCUAUCACCCUAGCCUUGCGGAGGGCAAUAAGAAGCUCCUUGCUAAGUUAUUUUUGUACUUACUGCGUUUCUUUGAUGGCUCUUCAUGUGGGUCACUUACUAGUGGUUCGUUGAAGAUGCUGGGUUCGUUGAUCAACGUAAUGUACGUACUUAUGAAGUUCGACGUGGAGUUUAGUACUAGAUGUAUUCGUGCGUUGAUUCGUCAACUUGUAGCAGCAUUGUAUCCCGUAAACGACGGUUGGCAUCCUGUUUGCUCUCCAGCUCUGGCCUUAGCUGCUAUGACACUUGCAAAGUCUCAUGUGAUAAACUUAACGGUUCUAGCGCGGCAAAUUCUUCUUGUCACUAUCAUUAGCGACUUUGUUGAAGAAACCAAACGCUUAGUACCAGAAGCGAUUGCCUUCUGUCAAGGUGCGCUGCUUAUGGCUGUAGAGAAUGGAGAGCAGGAACGUGCUCCAACUGUAGUGUUUCCAAUUUCAUUACCUCACAAACAGAUGCUCUAUGUGGAAGAGAAUCUCGCCAAGGAUGCUAAUGUCGAUCCAUUGACGAUUUCGGAGGUUUUCGCUGAUGAGGACGUUCUUAUAGAAGAAUGCGAUAUGAAGCGAUGUCAAGUUCUCAGGGCUCUAAUCGCUGUCAUUCAGAAAUAUAGGAUCCUGUAUUCCGCGCAUGAACAUACGUUUACUACCACCUUUACACCAUUCUUGGUUCUCUUAAAACGGAUUCCUCUUAGCCGAUUACCUUCAAUGGUGGCGGAAGAAAUAGAAACGUUGAUUCAAUCUAUGGAGGCGGAAUGCAAAGUACGAUCUCGAGUCACUCAAAUGAGUAGAGUUGUCACUGAAAAGAGUAUGUUAAAAAUGCUAGAACCGAGGUUCGAGGUGCACUUUGAUCCUGAAAGGCCGCGUAUGAGUCGCGAUCAAAGGCGUAAAGGAGUCCAUGCUGAAAAACAAAAGUUGCAGUAUUUAGUAAAGAAAGAGACACGUGGGGAAAGGCGUAUUGAUGAAAUGAUUCGCCGUGUGAACACUGUAAGUGAGAAAAUGGCAUGCAUUCGAGAGUACCAACAGAGCAUGGAUGCUGUCAAUGCCUAUACCGUCAACGGGUCUAGAAGAGCCGUACUACUGGAAGAACUGCAACGAGAGAACAGGCAGAUUCUGGCUUUUCACGGCGAACAUCACAUUUGUUUGAAUGUUCAUAGGAUGUCGAAGCAACCCUUGUUCAAAGAUAUGACUACGAUCUUUUUUGAGAAUGUCGAUGACGACGCAAAGGAAAAGGAACGGUUUAGGAGGCUUAUUGCUGAUAUAUCGGAUUUCAUGAAGCAGUGCGAGGACUCGGCUUCUAACAAUCUUCAACAACUUUCUCAACUUUUGCAAGAAAAUCGGAUUCUACGGGAAAUGCUAUCGAGCGCGGCGAUCUCAACUCCAGGUGUUAAACGGGCCUUUUUCAAUGCAUUGGCUGAAUUGAAAACUGAACGGGAACAGAAGAUGGGGAACAGUUUGGUUCAUGGUGCUGAUGUUGAUGUUGACGACACCGAUGACGAGCUCAGUAGAACCAUAUUCGAAGCAAGUCAUGCACCUUCUCUUUAG